Oldenlandia corymbosa var. corymbosa is the source of this 3569-nucleotide messenger RNA. The record is from the annotation of a GenBank genome assembly. Lineage: Eukaryota; Viridiplantae; Streptophyta; Magnoliopsida; Gentianales; Rubiaceae.
CCCAAAUAUUACCAAGGACCAAAAUCGUAAUUUCGACAAACCUAACAAAACGACAAACGGAGAUUAAGCAUCGGGGCGGGGCACGGAAAUUGUUAAAAAUACCCUCCUGAUUCGCUGCAGGUCUGAGAGAGUAGUACUCUUGGCCCCUUAAUUAACGCAGGUCCCGCCACGUCAUUGCCCAAUCCGUUAUCUCCACGUCAUCGCACCCCUCCCAAAAAUAUCAACGUACCAGAUCCAGUCUUUUGCUCCCCCCCAAUCCAACGGCUGAACCUCCACAUUCCAGACUCUUCCGCAAUAAACUUAUCCAUGGUUAGUCAAAUUCACUUAACCAUGAUUCGCGUUAUAACCCCACUCCAAAAGAAGAGAGAGAUAGGAACAUUCUUAGAAGUAUAGAAUUAAGAAAAUAAAAAAGCUUGAAAUAAAAAUACAGAGAAAAAAGAAUUAAAGAAAACCCCAAGCUGCUGUUACUUAAAAUUUUUUUUUAUAAUAUUAAUAUUAAUAAUUGGGAAGGAGGGAAUUAUAUAGAUGAGAUAAAGAAAGUAAAGAGCAUACCACAGUACAGAGAGCUUACAGACGAGAAAAGAGGUUUUUGGUGGGCUUGGUUGAGAUUCUUGACAAGGCCCUUUUUUCUGCAAGGGGAGAACAGGAAAACUUCUUGAAUUUAUAUUAUUUGCAGCAGUUUUCUCUCUUGUGCCCAUUGCGAAUUUGGGAUUGGUGAAGGGGGACUUUUGAAUCUGAGAUUUGGGUUCAACGGUCUCUGUUUUCCGUGUGUUAAAAAGGCUGCGCAGGAGAGGGAACCGGGAGCUUUCUCAGAUCUGGUCAUCUGAUUGUUGUCCAGUGGUUGAUACAAUUUUCAUCCGAUGGGUCGUUCAAUGUAGUGAUCGGGAUACUUGUCUUUUCUCUGGUUGUUUAAAAGCCGCCAAACCUGUGAUUUGCUCUGCUUUUCUUAUUGGUGAGUGGGUCGGUUCUCUCGGGAUCUGGUGCUUGAUGAUAAUUUCUCCAUCUUGCUUAUUGGCGGUUCAAUCACGCGCGGCUUCUGAGUUUGGCGCUCAACUGAGAGAGAAGGAGCUACUCUCUUUUAACGCCAUCUCUGUUGCCAGCUGUGAGAACCGCUUUUGGGGCUCCCCUGUUGAUGUCUCCUAAAUUGGAUAGUCCUGUACAAACACAAAUGGCUGUGGCACUUUUUAAAAGUCCAAUUGCUGGGGAGUAUCACGGGAGCAACAGAAUGGAAGGGAGACCUGCUGGCCGGAGACGGGUUUUUGUCCAAACUGAGACUGGGUGUGUGCUGGGAAUGGAGUUGGAUCGGAAUGACAAUGUGCAUACUGUAAAGAGGAGGUUGCAGCUAGCCCUGAAUGUUCCUACUGAUGAGAGCUCGUUGACGUUUGGUGACAUGGUGUUGAAGAAUGACCUCACUGCUGUUAGAAAUGAUGCUCCACUUCUUCUGACCCGAAACCUAUUGCACAGGAGCUCCUCUACUCCAUGUCUUUCUCCCACUGGAAGAGAUAUACAGCAGAGAGAUCAGAGUGGUCCGUUUGAAAUAUUGGGUCGCUCUGUUAGCUUUGCCAAAACCAAGCUACUUGUCAAAGAAAUAGUGAAGGCAAUCAGGGCGGGGGUCGAUCCUCUCCCUGUUCAUGGUGGGCUUGGAGGUGCAUAUUUCUUUCGAAACAGCAGAGGGGAGAGUGUUGCCAUUGUCAAGCCUACUGAUGAAGAACCUUUUGCGCCUAACAACCCAAAAGGUUUUGUUGGAAAAGCUCUUGGUCAGCCAGGUCUAAAGAGAUCAGUUCGAGUUGGUGAAACUGGGUUCAGAGAGGUUGCUGCUUAUCUUCUUGACUAUGACCAUUUUGCUAACGUACCAGCCACUGCAUUGGUGAAGGUCACACACUCAAUUUUUAACGUCAAUGAUGGUGUGGGUGGUGGUCAGCCUCAAAACAAGAAGCUUGUUAGCAAGAUAGCAUCUUUUCAACAGUUCAUUCCACAUGAUUUUGAUGCGAGUGACUAUGGAACGUCAAGCUUCCCAGUUGCUGCAGUGCAUCGAAUUGGGAUAUUAGAUGUUAGGAUUCUUAACACAGAUAGACAUGCAGGAAACCUGUUAGUUAGAAAGCAUAAUGGUGCUGGGAACUUUAGUCAAGUGGAGCUUAUCCCUAUUGAUCAUGGCCUCUGCUUGCCCGAGAGUUUGGAGGAUCCAUAUUUUGAGUGGAUUCAUUGGCCACAGGCUUCAAUUCCAUUCUCUGAGGAUGAGCUUGAGUACAUUGAAAAACUUGAUCCUGUCAAGGACUCUGAGAUGCUUAGAGCUGAGCUGCCUAUGAUUCGUGAAGCUUGCCUCCGUGUCUUGAUUCUCUGCACCAUAUUUUUGAAAGAGGCUGCGGCAUAUGGUCUGUGUCUUGCUGAGAUUGGUGAGAUGAUGACCAGGGAGUUUAGAGGAGGGGAGGAGGAACCCAGUGAACUUGAGGUUGUAUGCAUUGAGGCAAGGAGGCUGCUUUCUGAGAGGGAAAUGCUUUCUCCCGAAUCUGAAGGACAUGAUGACGAGUUUCAAUUUGAUAUAGAUUGUGAAGAUGUUGGGUAUGAUUACACCCCCAAAAUGGUCUCAGAAGAUUAUAUGGCUGGAUCACCAUUUAAUUUUGGGAUUGGAGGUGUCAUUGGCCGUUCUCCACUUUCUAAGUUAGAUGAGAGCAUCGAGGAAGAAGAUGAGAGUGAUUUGGAAGAAGAGGACAAGGAUUUUGUUGGUGUUCCUGCACCUUCGAAGAACUUAACCAUCUCGAAGUUAUCUAUGUCACUCAAGAAUACUAGUUUUGGUGAGAAAAGCCAGAAGUUUCCCAAAUUUUCGGGGACCAAGGUGGAGAAUGGUUAUUUGGCUAAUUCAUCGUCUGGACAUAGAAGUGCAAAUGAGCAGCUUCCUGUAAGCGUGAGCUUUGUGAAGCUGGCAGACAUGAAUGAGGAAGAAUGGCCACUGUUUCUCGAGAAGUUCCAGGAGUUACUGUAUCCCGCAUUUGCUCAGCGGAAGUCGGUGACACUUGGCCAGAAGCAGAGGCAGAGGCUUGGGACUUCUUGCCAGUUUUGAGAUUGAGCUGAUACUAUUACUCUUUUGAGCAGUUGACUGAGUAAGAGUGCAGGCUAGUGGGAGUGAAGGAGUUUUUAGGAGUAGAUUGAAGGAAUGAAUGGUUUGCUUCCUGGAAGUUGUGGAAGUUUGCUGGGUUUAGCAAUAGGAGAGACUGCUGUAAAUAUUCUUUGGAGAGGCUGCUGAGCUUACAGAAGCCUAUUAGAAUUUGUUUGUAUUUUUUCCCUUUGAGGAUUUUACCUUUUUUCUUCACUCCUCGAGUUCAUGUUAGAUAAAUAAAGUGUAGAAUGAAUCCUUUUGAGGAAAAAAGAGGACCUUUUGUAAAUACGUUGACUCGUUUCUUAGUUAUCUUCUUUAUUGAUUGAUUUGUCUUUUUGGCUUAUGGUUGAGACUUGAGAACACUGCCUUCCUCAUUUAUGCCUGUUGCUACUAAGAUUAACUAGUUACUUGCUGUGUAUUCUGUUUAUGUGUUUCUGCAAAGUGUAUAUUGAUAAUUUUGAAGGUUUAACCAAAG